AUGUCGCGCGGAGUUAUGUGGUUUGGGACGUCAUAUUUCCCUUGCCAUUUUGUCGAUUUGGGCUGUGGACGUAAACGCACCUCUUAUCCGUCCUAUCCGCCAUUUUCACUCAUAAAACGGAAUGAGCUCGAGGAGAAGCCCUACAACAAUGAAUAUCUGUCCGAAGGCUUAAGCGAUCUGAUCGACAUCAAUGCCGAGCCAGCUGUUGAGAAUGUGCAAAAACAGAUCAUGUCGCAGGCCAAGAUCUUCGAAGCUAUAAAGGAGGCCAGCAAGGAGAUCUUUAGGCAGAAGAACAAGCAGAAAAUGCUCGAGAACGAACAGCAGCAGCAACUGGAGCAGCGCGAGAACAAUUAAUAUGGCAUAACGCAUAUGAGUCUAUAUACCCGAAAUAAAAUACAAUGCAAUCGUUCCUGUAAAUAAAUAAUCUAUCCAUAAAUAUAUAUAAUAAAUAUAUAAACGUAUUCAUGUAUGCGCUUAGUUAUCUGAGAGAGGCUACAAGCACAUUGCAGGCAUUUAAUAAAAAGUGUUGACUCUAUUCAUAAAA
This is a messenger RNA of Drosophila virilis, 544 nucleotides long. Lineage: Eukaryota; Metazoa; Arthropoda; Insecta; Diptera; Drosophilidae. The record is from RefSeq and is a predicted model, not a curated record.